UCCCUUAUUGUGACUAUUCUCGUGUAUCUGAUGGAUACGGAUACGGUAAGAUGGUUGACAGGUAUAGAGUACAUAAUAAGCAGCCACGAGAGAGAUACCACGGUCCAAUCGUGAAACCGGGAGCACACGGAAUACGAAAGGUGUGUGUACGUCUCAACGCAAAGCAUACACUAGCAAGAGAGAGGCAGGUAACGAAAGGGGAUAUGGAUUCAAGUGCAGCAUGCCUAUAGAGAUAUGGACGUCUAAUCAUCGACCUCGUGGUCACCGUGACAGUCCAUCAAGGCAACCGGACGGCAGAAGAGGCCAAAUGGACAGGGCCUGAAUGGAACAGUCCAAAGAGCUUGAAGUAAAGAUAACCACGGAGUUAGGGUGGCCCACGUCUGGAAGUCGAAAGCAGCAGGCGUCGACGCUGUCUGAGACGAUGGCGAGAGCGCGUUGCUAUGAGGCGAAGCGACGUGUGGACCGCCAGCGACAGCGAGCAAGAGUAAGUUGCAACG
This is a messenger RNA of Serpula lacrymans var. lacrymans S7.9, 497 nucleotides long. RefSeq lists its product as uncharacterized. The transcript has a single exon. The record is from RefSeq and is a predicted model, not a curated record. Lineage: Eukaryota; Fungi; Basidiomycota; Agaricomycetes; Boletales; Serpulaceae. The coding region runs from base 51 to 230 and encodes 59 amino acids.